AUGCUUAUGGAAUUAUUAAUUUUAUGGUUUUACAUAAUUUCUUUUGUUCUUGCAGAAAAAUGCGAUGAGGAUAUUAAUGUGAAAUCGCAAACAGAUCUUGACCGUAUCUCUGAAUGCACAGUAUUUGAAGGCAGUAUUUAUGUUACAUCUUCUAUUCCUCUAAUUGAUCUUGGCAAUCUUGAACACAUACUAGGAGAUCUCGUUAUCUAUGAAAAUGAUGAUAUUUUAUUAUUUAAAGCCUUUAAUCUCGUUAGCGUACAAGGAAAAUUAGUGUUUAAAAAAUUAACAGCGCUUGAAAAAAUAGAAUUACCAGCACUUAGUUCUGCAGAUACUAUGAUUCUAUUUCAAUGCGCACAGCUCCAAACCCUCAAUUUAAAUACAGGAAUAAGUCGUCUUAAUCAUAUUACAGUUUCAGAUACAUCAUUACGCAAUAUAUCAGGAUUUUUAAUGAAAUCUCUUAUUUCUUUAAAUAUUAAUAAUAAUAAUUAUCUUAGCACUUUUAACAUGUCGAAUCUAGUUACAAUCGGAGAUAAGUUUUCCUUUAUGCAAAAUGGUUUAGUCCAAAAUAAUUACGGAAUCCCUAUUUCUUUGCCUUCUUUAGAAAGCAGUGGUGGACUGUUUUUACAAAGUGUUUCUUCUGUAGAACUAGAACAAUUAAAAAAUAUUACAGGAGAUUUCGGAUUAUCUCUAAGCACAUUAAGCAAUCUUACUCUAGAAUCAUUAUCUUUUAUUCAAGGAUCAUUAUCUAUUUAUAAUAACACUGUAUUAACUAGUCUUGAAUUUCCAAAUCUAAUUUCCAUCGGAGGGACUUUUCUAAUUUCUGAUAAUCCAAAUUUACAUGUUAUCUCAGGAUUUGAUAAAGUCCGAUAUAUUGGCGGUUCGAUUCAUUGGACAGGAUUUUUAAAAAGUAUUUCUUUAUCCAGUAUCACUGACAUAAAAGGCACAGUAAAAAUUUUAUCAAGCACUCAUAUUUCAUGUCCAGCGUUUACUAAAUCACGCGCUAUUAUUCAAGGAGCUAAUCCAGUAUGUAAAAGUUCCAUAAGUUCUGAUUCUGGCGGUGCUUCCAGUAAUAGAAAAAAUGGUUCUUAUAGUAGUAAAAAGAAUGGGUUUAUGUUUAUUGGAGGUACAUAUUUUUUCACUGCAUUUCAAAUCCUUUGCACUAUUAUAAUUUUGCAUUCAAUAAUCUAGCGAAUUAUUUAUUUACGAAGCAUUCCCUCAACAAAUACGAUUC
Molecule: messenger RNA, 1231 nt
Organism: Pneumocystis murina B123
Lineage: Eukaryota; Fungi; Ascomycota; Pneumocystomycetes; Pneumocystales; Pneumocystaceae
Exons: 7
Coding region: 1-1188 (395 amino acids)
Biological process (GO): fungal-type cell wall organization
Cellular component (GO): fungal-type cell wall; plasma membrane
Source: RefSeq, a predicted model, not a curated record